Molecule: messenger RNA, 831 nt
Organism: Eubalaena glacialis (North Atlantic right whale)
Lineage: Eukaryota; Metazoa; Chordata; Mammalia; Artiodactyla; Balaenidae
Product: olfactory receptor 10V1-like
Biological process (GO): G protein-coupled receptor signaling pathway
Cellular component (GO): membrane
Molecular function (GO): olfactory receptor activity; G protein-coupled receptor activity
Source: RefSeq, a predicted model, not a curated record
AUGUUGCAGGCAAAAGUGGGGGCAUCAGAGGAUGAUAAUGUCCCAGGUCUCAGGCGAGUCCUGGGACGGCCGCCAAAGCAUUUGCUCCACACACCCAUGUAUUUCUUUCUGGCUAAUCUGGCAGUUCUGGAGACCUUUUACUCUUCCACUGUUGCCCCUCUGGCUUUGGUCAGCUUCCUGACCUUGGGGAGAAUACUCAUCUCUUUCACUGGCUGUGGCACACAGAUGUUCUUCUUUGUCUUUCUGGGCAGUGCUGACUGCAUCCUCUUGGGGAUCAUGGCUUAUGAUCGGCUUGUAGCUAUCCAGGAUCCCUUCUGUUACUCCUUCCUCAUGAGAUGGCAGCUGUGCACCCAGCUGGCUAUGGGAGCCCUGGUCCUUGGUUUCAUUCCAGCCUUACAACUGACAAUUCUCAUUUUCCUUCUGCCAUUUUGUGGCCACAGUAGAAUCCCUCACUUCUAUUGUGAUGUAUUCCCGAUCUUGCGGUUGGCAUGUGGAGAUACUCGAAUGCAAGAAGCCAUGAUCUUCAUUGUCAGUGUCAUCAUCCUUACCCUUCCCUUUUCCCUGAUCUCCAUCUCAUACAUCUUCAUCGUGGCUGCCAUCCUGAAGAUCUACUCAGCAGAGGGACGGCACAAGACCUUCCACCUGCUCUUCUCAUCUGACUGUGGUUCUCCUCCAAUACAGCUGCUGCAGCCUUAUCUAUUUACGCCCCAGCUCCAGCUACAACCCAGAAAUGGGCCGGAUGGUGUCUGUUGUCUACAUCUUUGUCACCCCUGUCUUGAAUCCCUUGAUCUACAGUAUAAGAAACAAGGAGCUGAAAGAUGCACUGAAUAA